AGUGUUUGUAAAAAAAAAAAAAAGAUGGCCGCAGGGUCGAGUUUCACCUUCUAUAUAUAAGCCUGGCGGGUGCCGAGUGUCGCGGCUAUUUAAAUGCCACGCCAGCGGCGCUGGAGCAAGCACACGCCGCGUCGCCACCGCCGCAACAUGAUGGACCUUUUCGAGACCAACGCGUACCUCUUCAGCGAUUUGCGCUACUUGGACGAGAGCGAACAUGGCGCGCUGCAGCACCUGGACAUGGCGGGCGUGUCGCCGCUGUACCGCGCCGCCGACGAGGACAGCCCGCCGUCGCCCGGCCGGGACCGGACGGCGUCCGAGACGGGCGAGGACAGCGGCGACGAGGAACACGUGCUGGCGCCGCCCGGCCUGCGGGCCCACUGCGAGGGCCGCUGCCUGAUGUGGGCCUGCAAGGUGUGCAAGAGGAAGUCGGCGCCCGCCGACCGCCGCAAGGCCGCCACGCUGCGCGAGCGCCGGCGCCUCAAAAAGAUCAACGAGGCUUUCGACGCGCUCAAGAAGAAGACGGUGGCCAACCCCAACCUGAGGCUGCCCAAGGUGGCCAUCUUGCGCAGCGCCAUCGGCUACAUCGAGAGGCUGCAGGAGCUCCUGCACGGCCUGGACGAGCAGGACCGCUCCGCUGAACGAGACGCUGCGAUCGCUUCGGCAACCCAUUGGAAAAAAUCCUGCGAGACCUGGACCGACGCGGCCGACCAUUCCGGCGACGGAUCGGCGAACCCGAGGGAAGGGUCCGGCGAGUCGUCGGCGUCCUGCAGCCUGCUGCGUCUGUCCUCCAUCGUGGACAGCAUCAGCAGCGGCGGCCUUGCCGCCGCUUCGGAAAAAUAAUUUCCCACAGUUCCCUCUCCUGGUGUACAUAUUUUCUAAGUGUCAGAAUUCAGAUGUAUUUAUUUUAUAAUGGAGUGAGGACAAACUUAGGAAGCCGUUGUACUCAUUUAAAUAAAUGGCUUCAUCUUGAAAA
This is a messenger RNA of Syngnathus typhle (broad-nosed pipefish), 973 nucleotides long. RefSeq names its product myogenic factor 6 (gene myf6). Gene Ontology annotation, biological process: positive regulation of myoblast differentiation; muscle organ development; regulation of transcription by RNA polymerase II. The record is from RefSeq and is a predicted model, not a curated record. Lineage: Eukaryota; Metazoa; Chordata; Actinopteri; Syngnathiformes; Syngnathidae. Gene Ontology annotation, molecular function: DNA-binding transcription factor activity, RNA polymerase II-specific; protein dimerization activity; RNA polymerase II cis-regulatory region sequence-specific DNA binding. The coding region runs from base 94 to 840 and encodes 248 amino acids. The transcript is spliced from 3 exons.